AUGUCUACUCGUCUUGCCUGCGACUUCCAGCCACAACAACCAUUUCCGCAAGUGAGUGACCUACGAAUGCUGCGUUAUCUUGUUCAAGCGUAGCGACUGACACUUUCGCUACCGUUCCUGUGCUGCAGGGUAAGCACACGUUGACAAGAUCAAGAGGGAUGGGCGGAUAAGCGUAUGUGAUUCCUGAGGUGUAAAGGGGAGGCUGCCGACUGAGAGCAGAUGGUCAGAGGCAGCGACCUCUAGAGAGCGAGGACAAUGGGCGGAUCAGCAGGGUGUUCGCUCAGUGGUCUCGUUGUCAACAUCGUCACCUGCUCGUGUGCUGUAUGGUGGAGAUGGUGUCAUUCGGAGGAGGAAGCUGUAGUUGCAGCGCAGAGCAGUCAUACUGACUUUCAGCGAGUGAUGGUCCACAGGAUUGGCAACGUCGGGUCAAGGUUUGGUUCGACCAGCCCGGUGCCAAGAAGACCCGCCGCAACAAGCGUCAAGCGAAGGCUGCUGCACUCGGUCUGCGUCCCGUGAAGUCUCUUCGUCCCGCUGUGCGAUGCCCCACAUUGAAGUACAACACCAAGCUCCGUGAGGGACGUGGUUUCACUGCAGAGGAGAUCAAGGCGGCCGGUCUCGGAAAGCACGCAGCUCGUUCUAUCGGCAUUCCUUACGACCACCGCAGGCGCAACAAGAGCGAGGAAAGCCUCAAGCUCAACGCUGACCGCAUCAAGGCCUACCGUGAACGCGUCGUCUUCAUUCCCAACAGGAACAAGAAGAACAAGGGCAAGGUGAGUGACUGCUACCGAGAGCGAUUCGGAUGGCAGGCUACUAGGUCCACAUGCGGAGCCACGCGCAAGGCGAGGGAAUGGGGAGGGCCUCUAUUCGUCAUCAAUCUGCUGACCGCGUUGCGUUGAAACCCAGAUCCCCAACGUCAAGGAGCUCGCUACCGAGCGCAACGCUUCUGCUGCAUUCCCUGUGCCUGCCGGUAUCGUCCCCGAGGCACCUCGUGCCAUCACAGCCGAGGAGAAGGAGUGCUCGGCUUACCGCACUUUGCGAGACGCCCGCGCCAAGCACCGCAACGAGGGCGCGAGAGUUGCUCGUGUCAAGAAGGCCGAGGAGGAGGCCGCCGCUGCGAAGAAGUAG
Molecule: messenger RNA, 1125 nt
Organism: Ceraceosorus bombacis
Lineage: Eukaryota; Fungi; Basidiomycota; Exobasidiomycetes; Ceraceosorales; Ceraceosoraceae
Source: the annotation of a GenBank genome assembly